AAAACAAUUUUGUGAGCUGUUCAAAAAUACGAAGGAACGUGAUUGAGUCCGUUGUAAAAUUAAAGUGAAACAAUUUUAAUAUAAAUUUAAAGUGAAAAUGAGUGAAAAUUUCAACCCUGAUCCAGCAUCCCAAGGGGCUCUAACCCUACAAGACUCAGAACUAAGUUCAGAAAACAGCAUGUUCGUGUACGUAGAAACGGACAUCAAACCAGAACCGUUCUUCCUGGAACGAUCAUCCUCGACCAUCCUACAGAAACCCUCGGAACCUACUACACGCCACAAAAAACCUCCAACCUACGAACGGUGCGAUUUCUGCUUCCAACUGCUCCAGCCCGAAACAAGUGUCCACUUCGACGGGAGCGGCCAGUUCUCGCUGGAAAAGAAAAUCGAGUUUGUCCUCGCAACCGACCUGGGCCAAACCCCACCACGGUGCUGUGCCCACUGCUGGCACAUGUUCGAACUGUUUGCCGGCUUCAAACGGUCCUGCCUGGUGGCCCUGCGCAAGCAGGAAGAAUUGCGCGCCUUCGAAGUGCCCGGCGGUGCCGCCCAAACCGUAAUCCGAGUCGUCGCCAAAGAUGCUCCAACGCGGCCGCCAAAGCAGCCCGAGCAGACGCCCAAGGUCAUGCCGUCGGGAACGGUGACACAGGUGCGAUACCCGUGCGGCUCGUGCCCGCGAACCUUCGCCAGCAAGGCCGGCCUGAGCAUCCAUCGGCCACAGUGCAAAAAGGUCGACAAGCCACGCUUCCGGUGCAAACUGUGCCCGGCCUCUUUUCCGCGACCGCCUCUCCUGCAGAACCACAUCAACUGGCACAAUAACUCGAAACCGUUCCGCUGCCGGCUGAACAACUGCAUCGCCACGUUCACCAGCGAUGCCAGGCGCAACAAACACGAAAAGGAGGUUCUCAAAGAUCCGGAGCUGCGCUGCACGAUUUGCCACAAGAAGGUGCGAGUCGCUUCGUCGAUGAAGCGGCACCUGAGGCAGUAUCACAAGGACAGAAAUAAGGACAGCAGUAUCGCCACCACCGACGAUACCACUUCUGGUUCAUGCGAUAGCGGAACAAAAACGUGACUAAGCUGAAUAUCAUUUUGCGAGUAAAUAUUCUAUAAGAAAAGGGAUGAUUGCAAUGUGCGUGUGAUAAGCCGUUAAACGCACAAGAAAAAGGAUGCUGUCAUGUUACACGCUUACAAAAAGUUGCACAAUUUUGU
Culex pipiens pallens (northern house mosquito) is the source of this 1206-nucleotide messenger RNA. Its product is annotated as zinc finger protein 69-like. The record is from RefSeq and is a predicted model, not a curated record. The transcript has 3 exons. Lineage: Eukaryota; Metazoa; Arthropoda; Insecta; Diptera; Culicidae. Bases 98 to 1069 code for a protein of 323 amino acids. Gene Ontology annotation, biological process: regulation of transcription by RNA polymerase II. Gene Ontology annotation, molecular function: RNA polymerase II transcription regulatory region sequence-specific DNA binding; DNA-binding transcription factor activity, RNA polymerase II-specific. Gene Ontology annotation, cellular component: nucleus.